This is a messenger RNA of Daphnia carinata, 1869 nucleotides long. It is a transcript of the gene Aldh, whose product is annotated as aldehyde dehydrogenase, mitochondrial-like. Gene Ontology annotation, molecular function: aldehyde dehydrogenase (NAD+) activity. The record is from RefSeq and is a predicted model, not a curated record. Bases 130 to 1704 code for a protein of 524 amino acids. NCBI's taxonomy places the organism in Eukaryota, Metazoa, Arthropoda, Branchiopoda, Diplostraca, Daphniidae. The transcript is spliced from 13 exons.
ACCAUUUCCGUUGUAAACGUCGCUAGAUGUCUCGUCGGAAGAUGUGUUGUGGGCACUUCUCACUUUGGCUCAGUCUUUGAACUUCAAGGCCGCAUUUAAGGUAUUCUUGUUCUUGCAUCUUCGUUCGCCAUGAUACGCUUACUCCACAAAGCUGCCACUGUCAAGUGCAAUAUUAAUAGUUUAGUAACAAGAUGCAUGUCUGGGGCGGCUCCAUCUUCAGCACUGCCAUCACCCCAGACAAAUCCUGAAAUAUUAUAUCAGGGUAUCUUCAUCAACAAUGAGUGGCAUAAUGCUGCGUCUGGAAAAACUUUUCCUGUUUAUAAUCCUUCAACAGGUGAAGCUAUUGCAAAUGUACAAGCUGCUGAAAAGGAAGAUGUAAAUAAGGCUGUGAAAGCUGCUCAAAAGGCAUUCCAGUUGGGCUCGACAUGGAGAACUAUGAAUGCUUCCCAACGAGGAAACCUUUUGAAUCGUUUGGCAGACCUGAUGGAAAGAGACCGUGUCUAUUUGGCAAGCUUGGAAACUCUGAAUAAUGGAAAACCCUAUAGUGCGGCCUAUGUUGCAGAUUUGGAACUUAGUAUUAAAUGUCUGCGUUACUAUGCUGGUUGGGCCGACAAAGUCCAAGGAAAAACAAUUCCAGUUGAUGGAUCCUUCUUUGCAUACACUCGCCACGAACCUGUCGGAGUUUGCGGCCAAAUCAUUCCAUGGAAUUUUCCUUUGUUGAUGCAAGCAUGGAAGUUGGGUCCAGCUCUAGCAACUGGAAAUACUGUCGUCAUGAAGCCAGCCGAACAAACCCCGCUUACUGCCCUUUAUGUCGCCGAGCUUAUCAAAGAGGCUGGUUUUCCGCCAGGAGUAGUCAACAUUGUACCUGGUUUCGGACCCACAGCUGGAGCUGCUAUCGCCUCUCACAUGGGUGUUGACAAAGUAGCUUUUACUGGAUCCACCGAGAUUGGACAUCUGGUCAUGACUGCAGCAGCUCAAUCAAACUUGAAGCGUGUUACUUUAGAGCUUGGUGGCAAAUCGCCUAACAUUAUUUUCAAGGAUUGCGAUCUCGAUCAUGCCGUGGAAACAGCACACUUUGGACUCUUCUUUAAUCAGGGCCAAUGCUGUUGCGCUGGUUCUAGAAUUUUUGUCGAAGACGCGAUCUAUGAUGAAUUUGUCGCUCGAAGUGUCGAGCGUGCUAAGAAUAGGACCGUUGGCAAUCCUUUCGACUUGAACGUCGAACAGGGACCCCAGGUGGACGAGGAUCAGUUUAAAAAGAUUCUGUCGCUCAUCGACGCCGGCAAAAAGGAUGGUGCCAAACUUUUGGCUGGUGGUCAACGAUACGGAGAUCGCGGUUAUUUCAUUCAACCGACCGUGUUUGCCGAUGUCACAGAUGAUAUGAGGAUUGCCAGAGAAGAGAUCUUCGGUCCAGUGCAACAAAUAUUGAAGUUUAGUAGCAUGGAAGAGAUUGUUGAACGUGCCAAUAAGACAAUUUACGGCUUGGCCGCUGCCGUUUUCACCAAGGAUUUGGACAAGGCGAUGUAUCUAUCGCAAGGACUGCGCGCCGGAACUGUCUGGGUCAACUGUUACGAUGUCUUGGAAGCGCAAACGCCUUUCGGUGGCUUUAAGAUGUCGGGUAUCGGCCGCGAGUUGGGCGAAUACGGCCUGCAAGCUUACACUGAAGUCAAGAGCGUCAUUGUCAAAAUGCCACAGAAAAAUAGUUAAAAACUAUCUUCGAUGUUUUGGGUGAAAUGGUCAUAAGGUUUCCACUUGGUGGAGUGAACGAGAUCUAAAAAAUUGUUUUUGUUUCUUUUUCUCUUUUUAAAUUGUUACCUUCCUUGGGUUGAAAUUGUUUCGGGUCUAUCAGCAAUAUAUCUCUCUAUUAUUGGA